Messenger RNA from Panthera uncia (snow leopard), 960 nucleotides. Its product is annotated as mitochondrial import receptor subunit TOM40 homolog. Gene Ontology annotation, cellular component: mitochondrial outer membrane translocase complex; mitochondrial outer membrane. The coding region runs from base 289 to 633 and encodes 114 amino acids. The transcript is spliced from 4 exons. Gene Ontology annotation, biological process: protein import into mitochondrial matrix. The record is from RefSeq and is a predicted model, not a curated record. Gene Ontology annotation, molecular function: transmembrane protein transporter activity. NCBI's taxonomy places the organism in Eukaryota, Metazoa, Chordata, Mammalia, Carnivora, Felidae.
AACGCCAGCCUCGUGGGGAGGUACAGACCUGAUGAGGUCCCACGGGGCGCGGGAGGCCUGAGGGAAGGCCCUGCGCCUCCAGCAGGGGCGAACCUGGAAAGCUCCCUGGGGUGGGAGUCCGGCCUGGCACCUUGGCUGGGCGGAAGCUGACCACCAAGCCCAGGUGACCCCUCCCCCAUCUCACCCGCAGGUAUCCUCGUGGCCCACUACCUGCAGAGCAUCACGCCGUGUCUGGCCCUGGGUGGAGAGCUGGUCUACCACCGGCGGCCCGGGGAGGAAGGCACGGUCAUGUCUCUAGCUGGGAAAUACACACUGAACAACUGGUUGGCGACAGUGACGUUGGGCCAGGCGGGCAUGCACGCGACGUACUACCACAAAGCCAGCGACCAGCUGCAGGUGGGUGUGGAGUUCGAGGCCAGCACAAGGAUGCAGGACACCAGUGUCUCCUUCGGGUACCAGCUGGACCUGCCCAAGGCCAACCUCCUCUUCAAAGGCUCCAUGGACAGCAACUGGAUUGUGGGCGCCACGCUGGAGAAGAAGCUCCCGCCCCUGCCCCUGACGUUGGCCCUCGGGGCCUUCCUGAAUCACCGAAAGAACAAGUUCCAGUGCGGCUUUGGCCUCACCAUCGGCUGAGCCCCUGCUGGCCCCCCCGCCUUCCACCCUUCCUCCUUCAGAUCCCACCUCCCCCUCCCCCUGCCAUGGAGGGGAGACCUGAGCCCUCCUACCCCUCCCUUCCCUCCCUCCUCGGGGGCCAGGGGGGCAGCGGAAAGGAGGGGACCCAUCACCCCAGCAGCUGAGGGGAGAUUCUAGAACCACGGGCGCUUCAGGAUUCGGAGCACCAGAGGCAGGGUGCCCAUGGGCCUGGAGUCCCAGGAGGGAUUCCAGAAUCGAGGGGCACGCCAGAUUCUGAGCACCAGGGGCAGAGGUGGCCAGACAACCUCAGGGAGGUGUUGGGGCGUC